This is a messenger RNA of Ahaetulla prasina, 7880 nucleotides long. RefSeq lists its product as uncharacterized. Gene Ontology annotation, molecular function: DNA-binding transcription factor activity, RNA polymerase II-specific; RNA polymerase II cis-regulatory region sequence-specific DNA binding. The transcript is spliced from 11 exons. Gene Ontology annotation, biological process: regulation of transcription by RNA polymerase II. Bases 137 to 6103 code for a protein of 1988 amino acids. NCBI's taxonomy places the organism in Eukaryota, Metazoa, Chordata, Lepidosauria, Squamata, Colubridae. The record is from RefSeq and is a predicted model, not a curated record.
GCGCAGGCGCAAGCCUCGGAGCCCUUAAGUGACUUCUCGAGCCCGCCCGAGUCUCCGCCCCCGCCCCACCCCACCCCCAAGUUGGCGAGUUGGGCGGUCCCGCCGGCGUCUCCCGACUCGGUCGCUGGGCCGCACCAUGGCUUCGGCGGGGGUGGAGAAGCGGAAGCGGGUCAACCUGAGCGUGAAGCAGAAGCUGGAGCUGAUCGAGAAGCUGGAGUCGGGCUGGUCGGUGGCGCGGGUGUGCGAGGAGUACGGCGUGAAGAAGCAGACGGUGUCGGACAUCCGCAAAGCCAAGGAGAAGCUGAAGAAGUUCGUGCUGAUGUGCGACGUCGACUCGACCGGCACCGGCGCGGAGAUCGGGGCCAGGAAGCACAUGAAGAUGUCCCAGGAGGCCUCCCUGGAGGAAGCGGUGCUCAGGUGGUACGUGGAGCAGCGGGCCGGAGGAGCCAAGGUCCGCCGGGUCGACCUCAAGGCCGCCGCCAACGCUUUCGCGGCCGACAUGAAACUCAACUUCAAGGCCAGCGACGGCUGGAUCUGGCGCUUCUACAAGCGACACGGCAUCGACCACAAGCGAGCCCGCGCUGGGGAGGCCGCCGCCGGCGAGGACGAGGAAGGGAUGGAGCCGCUGGGCAGCGGCUUCUACAAGCGCUACAUCAUGUCACAGAUCAGAUCCAAGAGCAAAGAGGCGGCAGAGAAAGCAAUGAAAGAGAAAAAUUGUGCAGAUCCCCAGUGGAAGGGAGGACCAGAAAAUCCCACCAAUCCAGUUCAGCCUCUCUAUAUUUCAGAACCAAAAUUAGAAGAAACAGAUCUGGGAAAACUCCCUUGUGAAAUUCAGCCUCCCUCCCUUUCUGAGCAGCCAGGAUGGGGAGCGUCACAAAAAAGUAAAAGAGAGCCGUUCCGCGGGAUGGAAGAACGCUGGGAAGCCCAGUGGCAGCAGUUCCUCAAGACCCUGCAACCCGCCCACACAGGAGGAGACAAUCUAGGUUUUUCGGAGACUUCUCCUUGGGAAGAUACCAAGGCCUUUCUAGCGUCCUUUGAGCAGGUGGCCCAAGCCUGUCAGUGGCCUUCAGAACGGUGGGUGGCCCAUCUUCUACCAGCACUGAGUGGAGAAGCCGAAGAAGUCUUCCGAAGUCUGGAAGCUAGAGAUCGGGAGGACUAUGGGAAGGUGAAGGCCGCCAUUUUGCGAGGGGAAGCCCUGAAAAUGGAGGUGCAGCGCCAACAUUUUCGGCAGUUCUGCUGCCAGGAGGUGGAAGAUCCCCGAAGGCUCCAUAGCCAACUCCAGGAGCUUUGUCUCCAGUGGCUGAAGCCGGAGAGACAUACCAAGGAGCAGAUUCUGGAGCUGCUGAUUCUGGAGCAGUUCCUGGCUAGCCUCCCAUCGGAUCUCCAGAGCUGGAUCCGAGCAGGAGGAGCAGACACGUGUUCCCAGGCGGUGGCUCUCGUGGAGGACUUCCUGAGGAGCCAGCAGGAAGUCAAAUCAGAGUCAUAUGAGGGGCCAGGGCUGAUCCAGGAAGUGGCUGUGAGUUUUCUCACCUCUGAGCAGACGCCGUUAAUUCCCGCAGAGAGGCAGCUUGAUUGCAAGAUCAAGCAAGAGGAGGAGGAUGGGGGCAAUUCAGAAGCCGCUGAUGAGUGGAUCGCUGAGUUGAAAGAGGGGGAUGACACUGAGGCCGUGAAGCUCCAGGGGACCCCUUGGGACAGUCUCCCCAAGCCCCAGGAGGACAGAGACACCUCAGUGAUCCGCGAUGCUGUUUCGAAGCAGAAGAGAGAAGAUGGCUCAAGUCAGCCCAUGGUUGAAAUCUUUCCUCUGGCAGGAGAGGAGAGAAACCUAAGCCCACCGGUGAUCAAGAAACGGUAUCGGAUUCGGGGGAAGAAGACCUGUUCCGUCUGCAGCAAGACCUUCAGCCGGAGCACGGUGCUGGCCGCGCACCAGAGGACCCACACGGGGGAAAAGCCAUUCGUGUGCCAGAACUGUGGGAAGUGCUUCAGCUUCAAAUCGGCCCUGGUUGUGCACGAGAGGACCCACACGGGCGAGAGGCCCUAUUCGUGCAAUCGGUGCGGGAAAAGCUUCACCGUCAGCUGGGUCCUUACCAGGCACUACCGAGUCCAUGCUAAAAAAGACCAGAUGGGCUGCUUGGAGUGCGGGAAGAGCUUCACCCAAAAGUCUCAGCUGCUCAGUCACCAGAAAGUCCACGUCAGGGAGAAGCCCUUCCGAUGGACCCAGCCCGGGGAAGCCUUUGGUGGUUGCGCCAUGACCGUUAAGAGACAGGAAGUUUCCUGCUCCGGGGAGACAAAGCCCUUCAGAUGCCCGGAUUGUGAAAAGUCCUUCAACACAUCCUCCCAAUUGGACAGGCAUCACCGGGUGCACACGGGGGAGAGGCCCUUCACGUGCUCCGAGUGCGGGAAGAGCUUCAGGCAGUGGCAGAUUCUGAUGGUGCACAAGAGGAUUCACACGGGCGAGAAGCCCUUCAAAUGUGCCACCUGCGGGAAAUGCUUUUCUAACCAGGCCAGCCACAUCCGUCAUCGGAAAGUCCACACAGGGGAGAGGCCGCACCUCUGUGCCAUCUGCGGAAAACGGUUCCCCCAUCAUGCAGUUCUCGCGAAGCACCAGAAAAUCCACACCCGGGAAGCCUUAAACAGUCACAAGAAGGUGGUGGAGGAGAAAAAGGCGGAGGAGGAACGAGCGAAAGAAAUGUCACGAAGCUUGCAGUUGCGGCGCCGUCCGGGAGGGGUCGCCCGCGGGAGCGGCGGCGCCGCCGCCGGCCGCAGCCAAACGAGGGGCGGGGACAGGCGGGAGCAGCUGCAGCCUCGCAGCCCCGCCGGUCAACAGGGAGUCCCCAAGGCGCCCCGGGCUUCCCCGCCCCCCCCCAACCCCCCCACCGGGCGGAACCCAGACGGAGAUCGGCGGCCUCUUUGCACUUUGCGCGCAGGGGUUUUGGCGGGCCGGGGACAAUGGGGCUCCUCCGGGGCGCGGAGAAGAAAGGAGAAGAGCUCCAUCCUCUUGCAGUCCCGGGGCUGGAGGAUGCGCCGAUGCAAGGCCGCCGUCGAGCUCUCGCAUCCCGAAUAUAUCAAAAGAGAUCCAUUCAUUGGGAUGGAGGAGUGCUGGGACACACAGUGGGAGCCAUUUCUCGAGACACAACCCACCCCCCAAGCAGGCGGGAACUUGGAGGCUUCACCCUGGGAAGACCCCAAGGCCUUCCUGGCCUCCUUUGAGCAGGUGGCCACGGCCUGCCACUGGCCCAGAGGAGAGUGGGUGGCCCAACUCCUGCCAGCCCUUUAUGGAGAAGCUGAAGAGGCCUUUCAGAGCCUGGACACCAUUCAUCAAGAGGAUUAUGAGAACGUGAAGGUGGCCAUCUUGAGGGGAGAUGCUGUGAAAAGCGAGGUCCAGCGUCAACGUUUCAGGCAGUUCUACUGCCAGGAAGUGGAGGACCCACGAAAGGUUCAAAGCCACCUCCAGGAGCUUUGCCACCAGUGGCUGAAGCCUGAGAGUCACACUAAGGAUCAAAUCCUGGAGCUCUUGAUCUUAGAGCAAUUCCUGGCCAGCCUCCCUCCAAAACUUCAGGACUGGGUUCAGUCAAAGAGGCCACAGACAAGUUCCCAGGCUGUGGCCUUGAUGGAGAACUUCCUUAGGAGCCAGCCAGAAGUCAAAUCCAAGCCGUGUCAGGGGCCAUUAAAAGGGAAGCAUGUGAUUUUCUCACAUGAAGAAGAGUCUGUGGAGACUGCAAAAACCAAACAUGGUGAGAGGAAGAUCAAUAAGGGAGGUUUUAGAGGGCAGCGGGCGGAGAAAAUGCUGAAAGAAGAAAAAGACGGAAGUCCAAAGUUAGAAGCGGAAACAGGAGGAGGAAAACUGCCCGUGGCAACUCAGUCUGAGUCCGAGCGACAACCGGAAUGGGCAGCAUUUCAGAAGAACAAAAAUGAUCCAUUUUGGGGGGUGGCAGAGAGCUGGGAAAGCCAGUGGCAGCAGUUCCUCCAGACAUCACAACCCCCUCCCGAUGGAUGGAAGAAUCCGAUGAUGUCAGAGGAUUCCCCCUGGGAAAACCCCCAGGCCUUCCUGCUCUCCUUUGAGCAAGUGGCCAAUGCUUGCCGCUGGCCUAGAGAAGAAUGGGCCACCCAGCUCUUCCCAGCCUUGAGUGGAGAAGCGGAAGAGGCCGUUGAAAACCUGGAAAUCCAAGAGCGAGAAGACUAUGGCAAAGUGAAGGCGGCCAUCUUGCGAGGGGAAGCCCUGAGGACGGAGAUGCAACGCCAGCAUUUUCGGCAGUUCUGCUGUCAGGAAGUGGGAGACCCCCGGAGGCUUUACGGCCAGCUCCACAAGCUGUGUCUCCAAUGGCUGAAGCCAGAGAGACACACCAAGGAGCAGAUCCUGGAACGGCUGAUCCUGGAGCAGUUCUUGGUCAGCCUUCCACCGGACCUCCGGAGCUGGAUCCGAGCGGGAAGGCCAGACACGUGUUCCCAGGCGGUGGCCCUGGUGGAAGACUUCCUAUCAAGUCUGCAAGAGGCCAAAUCCGGAUCCUGUCAGGAGCUGCUGAAGGAUGACCCUGUGGAUUUUGAUCCUGGAGAGGAAGAACUCUUGGAAACAAUGAAGAGGGAAAGAGUUGAAAUGGAGAUCAGUAUGUUGGGUAACGGAUGGGAAAGUGGAGUCAAGAUGGACGAUUCUUUGGGUGACGAUGAAAAGCCGGAGGCAACCUACAGGACAGACUCCACGAGACGCCCCGUGAAUCUGCCAUUAAACUCCAAGUCGAAAAAUCACACCCAGGAGACACCCAUGGAGGACGAGAAGGAACGCCUUCUGCUGGCAAAAAGAUUUUCUACUGCUGUUAUUGGAAAGACCACUUUAUCCAGCAAGGAUAAAACGCCUUUGUUCUCCAAGUAUGGUCGGAAGUAUCACUACAGAGUGGAACUUGACAUGAUAGAUUCCUCGGAGGACUUUGAAGAAUGGCCUAGCUCAGAGGACGAUCUCCAGUGUCUUUCCGACUUCGGCGGCAAGGAAGAAAAUAGAAGAAUUGAGAAAAACUGCAGGUUUUCUGGAAAGAGAAAUGGGAAUCAUUUCAACAGGUAUCAGUGCAGUUAUCUAGAAGAAGAAGAACACGACCAUUCGCUUGAGUACGUGAAAACCUUCAGUAAUGCAAACUCGCUAAAUAUAAUUCAGGCCCCUAAUGACGCUGAAAGGAAAGUGUAUGAAUGUUCUCAGUGCGAGAAACAAUUUGGUAAAUUUAGUCAAUGGAAUCAACAUCAGAAAAUCCACACCGGAGAAAAACCGUACAAAUGUUUCCAAUGUGGGAAGACUUUCAAUCAAGCGGGAAAUCUGAAGACCCACCAGAAAAUUCAUACCGGAGAGAGACCCUACGGAUGUUCCCAGUGUGGGAAAAGCUUCAAUCAGGCAGGGAAUCUGAAGACCCACCAGAAAAUCCACACCGGGGAGAGACCCUACAAAUGUCCUCAGUGUGGGAAAAGCUUCACCCGAGGGAUCCUUUUGAAGAUACACCAAAGGAUCCACACUGGAGAAACACCGUACAAAUGUUCCGAGUGCGGGAAAGGAUUCAAUGAGAUGCGGAACUUGAAAAGACACCAGAGAAUUCAUACCGGAGAGAAACCUCACAGAUGUUCCCAGUGUGGGAAAUGCUUCACCGAGGCGGAUGUGUUGAAAAUACAUCAAAGAACGCACACCGGAGAGAGGCCGUACAAGUGUUCGGAGUGUGGGAAAUGCUUCAAUAAAUCGGGAACUUUGAGGAGACAUCAAAGGAUUCAUACCGGAGAGAGACCCUACAAAUGCUCUCAGUGUGGGAAAGGUUUCAACCAGAUGGGAACUUUGAAAAAACACCAGAGGCUUCACCCAGGCGAGAAACACUACAAAUGUUCUCAAAUCCACGCGGCAAUUUAUAUCGGUGAGAAACCGCACAAGUGCUCCGACUGCGGAAAAUGUUUCCGACAGGCAGGACUGCUGAAGAGGCAUCAAAGAAUUCAUACCGGCGAAAGACCCUACCGAUGUUCUCAGUGUGGGAAAUGGUUCAAUCAAUCAGGAACUCUGAAGAGACACCAGAGAAUUCAUACCGGAGACAAACCACCCCACUUUCUUAGCGGUGGACAUACAUCGGUCAGGGAAGUGACUUGAAGAACUAUCUGGAAAUUCGUAUUUCAGGAAAAAGCCACAGAUGUAACUAAAACCUAGCAGGGAAAAUCUCCCAUAAUCGGAAUGUAGUAAUUGAAAGAUACAAUCCAUUGAAAACAAAAGAGUGGCAGUAGAAUAGAAGAAAGAGUUUUAGUGUAUGAUUGGGAUAAAGGCAGGGAGUUCUCGACUUGCAACCACAGUUGGGGUUGGAAUUUCAGUUGCUAAGUGAUGCGGUCAAUAAGCGAGUCACCACGGGACCAGAUCUGAUUUUACAACCGGUUGUUGUUGUUUUUAUCGUGAUUGCUAAGUAAAUCUGGCUGCCCCAAUUGACUUCACUUGUGGAAAGAUCACAAAUUGCAGUCAUGAGGUACUGCAACCAUCAGUUGUCGUGACUGAAUUAUGAUCGUGCGAUUGAGGGAUGGUCGUAAGUCACUUUUUCCAAAACCAUCGUAAGUUGGAACUGCCAUUAAAGGAAUGGCGAUCAGUCAAAGAUUACUUGUAAAAUCAAUAUAAAUAUUAUUGCCCUCCAUCUCUCACCCAAAUUAUGAAUUAUGUAGAUUAUGCUUUCUGAAAGCAGAGAGAGAUCUGAAAGAAAAUGUGGAGUCGAAUUCAACUUAUUGCUUUAGGAGCUUUUGAAAAGAAAACAGAGAAGGAUCAUUACAUACUUCAAAUCCAUUAAUGGAUGCCAUACAGAAUAAAGGGACUUGUCCUCUUUUGUCCCACUGAAUGCUGGGACAAAAACUCCAAAACAUUCCUUAGUAAUGACAGAUGGUUGAGCAUUUGGAUCAAUUUUGCAACGAGAUGAUGGGAUACUCCUCACCAGAGGUGUCCACCUAUCCAUGGACCCAUUUGGGAUGGCUGCAUGGAGCCAAGGUUGGACUUGAUGGUCUUAAUGACUCUCUCCAGCUCUGGUUCCAUGAUUCCUGACAGGACCAAAUGACGGUGAGUUUGGGUCCCAACUGUACCUAGUGGUUUGCCAUCUUUAAUUUUGGCCAUCAGAGCUGGUACAGCAUUGGGAGGUUCUUCUGGACUCACAACCUUCUGGACUCACCACUCCUGCUCAACGAGCAAGCGGCACAUGGCAAGGAGGGCCUUUGCAUAAAUAAGUCUUGUGCAUUAGCCACACUUUUUCCAACACUAUCGGGCCCUGCUCGCAGUCGGCCAUGCCUUACACGUCUCAAUUGGACUGUUGGCAAUGCACUCUAGUGGGGCUGCCCUUGAAGAGCAUUCAGAAGCUACAACUGAUCCAGUAGGGGUGCAUCACAAGAUACCCAGAUAAUAAUACUUCUACUACAUGAGCUCCCAAGAUCCUUCAGGGUGCUGGUCAUAACCUUUAAAGCCCUACAUGGGCCCAGUUUUUAUUUGCAGGACUGACUAUCCCUGCUCAUCGCCUAGUUCUGGCAAGUGGGCAUCUUCAGUUAAACAACCCUUCAGUUAAACAGUGUUUCCUGAUGGGGACACGGAAGCAUGCCUUUGUCCUAGCAACUGCCUUAUGGAACAGCCUCCGGCACCCUCAAGAUACAGAUGGUCAGUGUUGACCUUCAGGAAAGCUGUGAGGAUCUGGCUUUCCAUCCCAGGCGCUAGGACCAGGAUGUUGAUGGUGCCGGCAAGAUGUGGUUGAUUGAUUGAUGGAAGCAAGUUUUAUCUGAACCCCUGAUAUAGUUUUAAAUGCUUGUUUUGUUUUGAUCAUAUUGUGUUUUUUCGCUCUUGCAUGCCACCUAAAGUGUCUUUUCUAAUAGACGGGUGGCUAUGUAAGUUUGUUUAAGAAAUAAAACUUUUU